UGGGUCAAGCUUUCAAGGCCCGGGGAUGAAUUCCACUCUAGUUGCAUUACGUCUCCGCGUGUUUGGCCACACGCCGUUUCCGCGUGUUCACAACCCUUCGAACAAACCUCAAUGUCGUCUGAGGAAAACAACGGAUACGGACGGGAACAUUCAGGAUUUGGCUUGCCUUGUACCACCUCGGCAGACCUGCGUGAUACUGGAGGAUUAAUUUCUGUUGCUGGUAUUCCUCAUGUGUCCAUCGAUGCAAAAAACCCCAUUCUCGGCGAUUCUACAACAAGCUCCCUGCGGUCAUUUGUUGUCAUCAAGAAUUUGGGCGAGGGCUCCUUUGGAUCAGUCUUCCUAUGUGACUGGCAUGGAAAUCUACCACACGAAGUGCCACCACCCUCCGCGAUUCAUGUAAAUGGUGCCGCGAGGGGAGAACGGAUAGGUAUGCGUUUGGUGGCCGUGAAGAAACUGAAGCGAAGGUGGGAAGAUGGUUGGGACGAGUGUCAGCGUCUCAAAGAGCUCAAGGCACUCCGUGCAUUAACCCCCCAUCCAUGCGUCGUUCCUCUUUAUGAUGUCUUUCUUUCAUGCGAAACUUCGGAGUUGUACUUCGUUUUUGAAGCCAUGGAAGGAAACCUAUACCGAUUCAUGAAAGCCCGCAAGGGGCGGCCGUUGGCCACUGGCCUUUUGUCUUGCAUCUUUCAACAGAUGGCAGCUGGACUGCAUCAUAUGCACUCUUCGGGCUAUUUCCAUCGCGAUAUGAAACCUGAAAAUGUUCUCGUUACGACAACAGGGCUCUUCGAUUAUCGAUCACCCUUUUCACAGCCGCAACUAGAAGCCAUUGAGAAGACCGAUGCUGCAGUUAUCUGCAAGAUUGCAGAUUUUGAUUCUGCGAGGGAGAUAUCGAGCACUCCACCUUACACCGAGUAUGUCUCAGCUCGGUGGUAUCGCGCCCCUGAGGUGUUGCUCAAGCAGAGAGACUAUUCUACGCCGGUGGAUAUGUGGGCCCUUGGGGCAAUCAUGGCCGAGCUGGUGAACUUGAAGCCCAUCUUUCCUGGUUCUGGAGAAGUCGAUCAGAUCAACAGAAUCAUCAAAGUACUUGGCGACCCUGCGGAUCGGGGCGUGGAUGAACGCGGAAGACAUCAUGGAGGUGGUCCAUGGUCCCACGGCUUGGAGUUGGCAAGGCGUCUCGCUUUCCAAUUUCCCCAAACUGAACCGAGAAACAUGUACACGAUAUUCGACAAGCAAACACCUCACCGACUUGUCGAAUGUAUCUCCGAUCUCCUCAAGUUCGACCCCAACUUGCGCCUUACUAGUCAGCAAUGCCUCGCGCAUGAGUGUCUCAGGGAAUGUUCGCCGGAAAACCUCCCUUGUAUACUUCCUGUACAAGAAAUUCACUCCCGAUAGCACAAGAUCUGCACAUGAUCGACACAAAGCUUGAGUUGCUUGCAUGAAGUCGCCUUUAUAGUGAACUGGACCUUUGAUCCA
Molecule: messenger RNA, 1470 nt
Organism: Suillus paluster
Lineage: Eukaryota; Fungi; Basidiomycota; Agaricomycetes; Boletales; Suillaceae
Product: kinase-like protein
Exons: 5
Coding region: 112-1389 (425 amino acids)
Biological process (GO): intracellular signal transduction; protein phosphorylation
Cellular component (GO): nucleus; cytoplasm
Molecular function (GO): protein serine/threonine kinase activity; ATP binding
Source: RefSeq, a predicted model, not a curated record